Molecule: messenger RNA, 777 nt
Organism: Juglans regia (Persian walnut)
Lineage: Eukaryota; Viridiplantae; Streptophyta; Magnoliopsida; Fagales; Juglandaceae
Product: protein DMP3-like
Exons: 1
Coding region: 19-726 (235 amino acids)
Biological process (GO): endomembrane system organization
Source: RefSeq, a predicted model, not a curated record
GCUGGAACUAGAGCAAAUAUGUCUAAUCUUCGACCAAGAUCAACCACAGUACUACCCAAGAAGCAACCUUCAUCAUCCAUAGCUGACAAACCCGCGGCUCCAACCACCUCCGAUGCCAUUCCCGACGGCACAGCGAAAGACCCUAAUCUUCGACGCCAACGAUCUUUCUCACAGCGUGCAAUCUCCCAAACCCUAGAAGGCACAGCCAACCUAGCCAAGCGCUUGCCAUCGGGCACCCUCUUAGCAUUCCAACUUCUCAUCCCCGUCUUCACCCAGAACGGUGCGUGUGACUCCGCCACUCGCCCCAUCACCUUCAUCCUCCUUGUCCUCCUCGCCGUCUCCUGCUUCCUCGCAUGCUUCACCGACACUGUCAAGGCCUCGGACGGACAGGUCUACCGUGGCCUCGCCACCUUCAAAGGAAUUUGGCUGUUUGACAUUAAUCCAGACGACUCUUCAAAUUCAGGCUUAUUCCCGGAUUUGACCAAGUAUAAAAUAGGAUUCAUUGAUUGGGUUCAUGCAGCGUUGUCAAUGCUAGUGUUUGGAGCUGUAGCUUUGAGAGAUAAGAAUGUGUUGAGGUGCUUUUAUCCAACGCCAGGACAUGAGACCCAGGAGGUUCUGGACAUUGUUCCUGUGGGUGUUGGGCUCAUUUGCAGCCUGUUGUUUAUGGUCUUCCCCACCACAAGGCAUGGCAUUGGCUACCCCAGUGUCAUGCCAGCUGGAAAAUAACUCUUCUUCUUCUUCUUCUUCGUAUUUUUAACUUAAACAUUAAUUUCUUUG